UAACAAGAGGACACAGCUCGUAUCUCAUCAGCUCUUCAUGCGGACAGUGACUUUAUUUUAUAUAUCGCGACAUCUUUUUAUUGGAACAGGAGCUUUAACACCCGCAGCUGUGUGUGUUGUUUUAUUUAAAUACUUCUAUUUUAAACCCGCGUUAGUCCAACUCGCUGAUUCGCUGAAACAGCAAACCUGAGAAGAGCGGAAGAAGUCAGCCAGGAGCCUCCAGUGCAGAUUGUGUCAGGUGAUGAGGUGAGACUCCAGCUGAAAGCAGCAGGCAUCAUGGAGGACGACCUCAGGCCUCUGCUGAUCCCAGAGCCGGCCGCCGAGGGCCUCUCGGACCGAGGCUCCACCGACUCGAUGGACUGCAAGACCAAAAGGCCGUUCCACGUGGAGCCCAGGAACAUCGUGAAGGACGACCCCCAGGAGAGGGUUUCUGCUGAGGCUGCAGUCCUCAACAGCAGAGUCCACUACUACAGCCGGCUGACGGGCUCCUCUGAUAGGCUGCUGAGUCCACCGGACCACGUGAUCCCCGGGCCGGAGGAGCUCUACGUCUACAGCCCUCUGGGGACGGCCUUCAAGGUCACGGGCAGCGACCUCUCCUCUAAGAACCCCAGUAUCAUCACCAUUUUUGCGAUAUGGAACACGAUGAUGGGCACGUCUAUCCUCAGCAUACCCUGGGGUAUAAAGCAGGCUGGUUUCACUCUGGGCAUCUUCAUCCUCGUCUUCACGGGCCUGUUGAUGCUGUACUGCUGCUACAUCGUUCUCAAGUCGCCCAAAGCAAUACCCUACGUGGACGCCUCGGACUGGGAGUUCCCCGAUGUCUGCCGGUUCUACUUUGGGAAGGUGGGCCAGUGGUCCAGCCUGUUCUUCUCCAUGGUGUCCCUCAUCGGCGCCAUGGUGGUCUACUGGGUCCUCAUGUCCAACUUCCUGUACAACAGCGGACAGUUCAUCUACAACUACGCUCACAAUGUCAACGUGUCGGAUUCACAGUUUGGAACCAACGGCUCGGACAGAGUGAUCUGUCCGUUUCCCAACACUGACCCUGGAGGGAACUCCACCACCAUCAGCCUUUACCUCUCCGCCAGUGGAAAUGAAACUUCUGACACCUCCUUUGAACACUGGUGGAGUAAAACCAACACCAUCCCCCUCUUCCUCAUCCCGCUGCUGCUGCCGCUGCUCUGCUUCCGCUCCGCCGCGUUCUUCGCCAGGUUCACGUUCCUGGGCACCAUAUCGGUGGUCUACCUGAUUGUGCUGGUCACCAUCAAAACGGUCCAACUGGGCUUCCACCUGGAGUUCCACUGGUUCGACCCGAGCCAGUUCUACGUCCCAGAGUUCCGGCUGCUCUUCCCUCAGUUCACUGGUGUCCUCACUUUGGCCUUCUUCAUUCACAACUGCAUCAUCACGUUGAUGAAGAGCAACAAGCACCAGGAGAACAAUGUGCGUGACCUGUCCGUGGCAUACCUCCUCGUGGGCCUCACCUACCUGUACGUGGGAGUGUUGAUCUUUGCUGCCUUCCCCUCACCGCCGCUCUCCAAAGACUGCAUCGAACCCAACUUCCUGGAUAACUUCCCCACCGGCGACGUGCUGGUGUUCGUGGCUCGGACCUUCCUGCUGUUCCAGAUGAUCACGGUCUACCCCCUGCUGGGCUACCUGGUGCGGGUCCAGGUCAUGGGCCAGAUCUUUGGCAGCCACUAUCCCAGCUUCUUCCACGUUCUGGCUCUGAACGUCUUCAUCGUUGCCGCUGGCGUCCUGAUGGCCAAGUUCUACCCCAACAUUGGAUCCAUCAUCAGGUUCUCUGGAGCGAGCUGUGGCCUGGCCCUGGUGUUCGUCCUCCCCUCCUUGGUCCAGAUGGUGUCCCUGAGGAGGCAGGGGCUCCUCCGCUGGCCCUCGGCCCUCUUCCACAGCCUCCUCAUCCUGCUGGGCGUGGCCAACCUGCUGGCUCAGUUCUUCAUGUAGACAUUCAAAUGCUUUGACAUCUCGGAGGUGAAAUUGUAGAAUAAUGAAAUGCAUAAUCUCGUUGGUGAAUUGUCUGAGGAACUUUCUGCUAAGGCGUUCAUCAAAUCCACGUUGGAGAUGAGGCCGACGCUGCGUUCACAACUAUUUUUUUUUACUGCAGGUUUGCAGCCGUUACACAAACUUGUUUAGAGCUUUACGAUUGGACGUCGUGAUCACGUGGAGUCGGGCCGACAACCGGAUUAUAAUAUUACUACUUUGUGAUUAUGAAAUAUGAUAACUUAUUGUCUUUUGCUGUGUGCAUAUUUUUGAAGAAUCUGGAAAUAUUUAUAAGCCGUGUGUUUGUUUACUUUUUGACUAUUUUCUAUAUAGUGCCACUGUUUAUAUUUAACUAAUAAUGGGAUACACAAAGGGAAUAUACACGUGAAAAAAUUGACAAUAGGAGAAACCGUAGUUUCCUGUUCACAAGCGCGAAUCUAAAAACAUACGAAAUAAUAAGUAAUAUAAAAAGGGAAGGCCUAAUUUGAUGGAAAUAGACCUUUAAUACUAUAAUCCUGAAGGAGCUCAGAUGUUGCUGAAAGGCAAAAAAAUAUGUGAUUUAAGCCGAAUAUAUUGUUUCAAAGAGAAUGUGAUUCAUGAAAAUGAUUACAUGUGUUUUUAUUCAAUAAAUGUUGACUUUUGGACUUAACAA
Messenger RNA from Pseudoliparis swirei, 2641 nucleotides. It is a transcript of the gene slc38a9, whose product is annotated as solute carrier family 38 member 9. Lineage: Eukaryota; Metazoa; Chordata; Actinopteri; Perciformes; Liparidae. Bases 277 to 1953 code for a protein of 558 amino acids. The transcript has 15 exons. Gene Ontology annotation, molecular function: amino acid transmembrane transporter activity. Gene Ontology annotation, biological process: amino acid transmembrane transport. The record is from RefSeq and is a predicted model, not a curated record.